CCGGCUUCGCGAGCGCUUGACAGGAGGGUGGUCACGUGCCGGCCGCAAAGCGCCUCUUUGCGACCUCAAUGACAGGCAAAAUGUGCGACAGGCGCUGUGGAGGCAGGGAGGGAGCGGCGCUGCCUCCUCCUCCUCCUGCUGCCGCCCGGGCCAGCGGCUGAGGCAGCGCUGCCUGCUCCCGGUCCCGGCCCGCUCCCGGCGCCCCGCUCGCCUCUCUCCUCCCUUCUUCCCUUCUUCUUCUCCGCACGCUGCUGAGUUGGGGCAGCCCCUAGAGCGCCGCGGGAGCCCGGGAGGAACCGAGCGCCUCGAUGAGCUCGUAGCUCCCACCCUGCCCCGUCCUCGCCGGCAGCAGCUCCAGGUGCGCGGGUCAGAGCAGAGCCGGGGACGCAGUUGGCUGCAAUGGCGUCCAACAUGGACCGAGAAAUGAUAUUGGCUGAUUUCCAGGCAUGUACUGGUAUUGAAAAUAUUGAUGAAGCUAUAACGUUGCUUGAACAAAAUAACUGGGAUUUGGUGGCAGCUAUAAAUGGUGUAAUACCACAAGAAAACGGCAUUCUACAGAGUGAAUAUGGUGGAGAGACUUUACAUGGACCAGCAUAUGGCCCCACAAGUCAUUCUACAGCAGCUUCUUCAACUCCUUCCUCAUCCUCAGCAUUUCGCCAUGUAGUGCCAUCUAGACAAAUAGUGGAAAGACAACCUCGAAUGCUUGACUUCAGGGUUGAGUACAGAGACAGAAAUGUGGAUGUAGUACUUGAAGACAGCUCCACAGUUGGAGAUAUCAAACAUAUUCUAGAAAAUGAACUUCAGGUUCCUGCAUCUAAAAUGCUGUUAAAAGGGUGGAAGACUGGAGAUGUAGAUGAUAGUACUGUUUUAAAAACUCUACACUUGCCAAAAAACAAUAGUCUUUAUGUUCUAACACCUGACCUGCCUCCUCCUUCUUCAAGUCAUUCUGGGGCCCUGCAGGAGUCAUUAAAUCAAAACUUCAUGCUGAUUGUCACCCAUAGAGAAGUCCAGCGGGAGUACAACCUCAACUUCUCAGGAAGCAGUACCAUUCAGGAGGUAAAGCGGAAUGUCUAUGACCUAACUAGUAUCCCUGUCCGUCACCAGUUAUGGGAAGGGUGGCCGCCUUCUGCCACAGACGACUCGAUGACUCUAGCUGUAUCGGGACUGACUUUUCCUUGCCAUCGGCUUACAGUUGGAAGAAGAUCUUCACCUGUACAAACAAGGGAACAGUCAGAGGAGCAAUGCACAGAUGUUCAUAUGGUUAGUGACAGUGAUGGAGAUGACUUUGAAGAUGCUACAGAGUUUGGAGUUGAUGAUGGAGAAAUGUUUGGAGUAGCAUCAUCUGCCUUGAGGAAAUCACCAAUGAUGCCAGAAAAUGCUGAAAAUGAAGGAGAUGCCUUAUUACAAUUUACAGCAGAGUUUUCUUCAAGAUACGGUGACUGCCAUCCGGUUUAUUUUAUUGGAUCAUUAGAGGCUGCUUUUCAAGAAGCCUUCUAUGGGAAAGCCAGAGAUAGAAAGCUUCUUGCUAUCUACCUCCACCAUGAUGAAAGUGUACUAACCAACGUUUUCUGCUCACAAAUGCUUUGUGCUGAAUCUAUUGUCUCCUAUCUGAGUCAGAACUUCAUAACCUGGGCAUGGGACAUGACAAAAGAAGCAAACAGAGCAAGGUUUCUGACGAUGUGCACUAGACACUUCGGGAGUGUUGUUGCCCAAACAAUUCGGACUCAGAAGACAGACCAGUUUCCACUUUUCCUUAUUAUUAUGGGGAAACGAUCAUCUAAUGAAGUAUUGAAUGUAAUACAAGGUAACACAACAGUGGAUGAGCUAAUGAUGAGGCUGAUUGCUGCAAUGGAGAUCUUCAGUGCCCAGCAGCAGGAAGAUAUAAAGGAUGAGGAUGAACGUGAAGCCAGAGAAAAUGUGAAAAGAGAGCAGGAUGAAGCAUACCGCAUAUCACUGGAGGCUGACAGAGCAAAGAGGGAAGCACAGGAGAGAGAAAUGGCAGAGCAGUUUCGCUUGGAACAAAUUCGGAAAGAACAGGAGGAAGAACGUGAGGCUAUCAGGCUCUCUCUUGAGCAAUCUUUGCCUCCCGAACCGAAAGAGGAGAGCACCGAGUCUGUCAGUAAACUGCGUAUUCGGACGCCCAGUGGAGAGUUCUUCGAGCGACGUUUCCUGGCCAGCAGCAAGCUGCAGGUUGUCUUUGAUUUUGUAGCUUCCAAGGGAUAUCCUUGGGAGGAGUACAAGCUGCUGGGCACUUUUCCGAGGAGAGAUGUGACCCAGCUGGAUCCAAAUAAAUCAUUACUGGAGGUAAAACUCUACCCUCAAGAAACCCUUUUCCUAGAGGCAAAAGAAUAAAUUUAACAAGAUUGUAGGACUGAUCACCCUUUGACAAGCCAGAGGCACAGCAUCGAAAGGAAGACUUCUAUCAACGCCACCUUGUACUGUCAUCCAACUCAGUUCAAUGUCACAACUUUGCCUCUCACAAGAAUCCUGACAAAUUGAAAAAGCAUAGCUAAAGUUUCACAUACAUGAAUAUAUGUUUCCAACCUCAUUUAAAUGAACAGAGGAUAACAUUCUGCUAUGAACACUGAACAUGAUGACUCUGUUGCUCACUUAUCAUCCAGCUUUUGUUAUAAUUAAUGCACUGUUAAAAUGUGAGUGAUUGUUAGGUAGAAUUUUUACUCCUCAAAUGCCCCUUUUUCACCAAGAAAUCUUGGACAUUUCUGCCUGUACUUUUGACACUAGAAUGCUGUAUAUUUGAUAUCUCACUGAGCCAGUGCUCUCAUAUAUAUGCAUUUUAUUUCUGUGUUUGAAUUUCUACUUUGUCAACUAAUUUAAAAAGGCAGAAAAAAUAAUGGGACAUUCUCAGCCAUGGAAAUUUAACAGUAUUAUAGUAGAAAGCAUAUAAUUUUUGUUAGUACUUUCUGACUUCUUUGAUAAGAUGUAAGGUUUUGUUUGAAGAAUAUAGUUUGACAUAUAUGCAAGAUAUUUAUUUACUGGUUCUGCUUUGGGUCUCAGUUCUGAUUCAGUUUAGGAAGUAUUUUCCAUUACAUUGCAGUGCGUGAAACUGCUUAUUGCAUGAUGUGAAUAUUUAAAUAACAUUAGAAAUGGCCAGUACCAGAAACCUGGUAUCUUGCCAACACUUCAGGAAUCAGCUGAUAUUGAAUAUCAGCUGUUAAAAACCUUUCAAAUACCAGAUACAAAAGUUCUUUAUUUUGCAUUGUGAAAGAAAGGGCAGUUCCCAUAUUAGCAGUUUUCCUUCAUUUUGGCACUUGUUUGUAUCCUGUUACUCUCCUGUUUUAAAGCACCUUGUUUGUUCCAUCAAACAAUGAGUAUCUUAAGAGGUGGUGUAAGAAGAAAUCUGCCUUAUUAUUGCACACUUUUGGACAUGUUAACAAUAGAUUACUGAUCCAAUCUCAAAUUAAAGAAAUCCUCCUUCUCUUGUCUGACAUGUAUGCACCAGCUACCUGCCAUCUGAUGGGGAAAAAUCUGGUACUUGAAAUUUCUCAACCAUACAAUGAGCAUACUGAGUCUAAGACCAUAAUGUACGUACACCUGGUGCCAAACCAGCAUCAAAACUGGUUUGGUUAGUUUUUUUAGGGUUUUGUUUUUUGCUUUUCUUUUUAAGUCUCUGGGCUUACAGGGUAGUGCACAGUGGCACUACAGAAUCAUCAUCUGCUAAUCAGACUUCUCUUUUUUUGGCACAUUGUUUUCCAACUCUGUUUGUAUGUAAUUCAUAGUGUUUAUCAUAGCAAAAUGAGUUCUGAUUUGAAAAUUUUGUACUAAGCAAAACCCAGUUACACACAUCUCUUAGGCUUUCUUGUUUGUUUUUUUUUCUCUUUGGAAGGAUGUUGACAUAAAAUCAAAUGUAUGCCUAUUAUUAGGGUGUUAGUGAAGCUGAUCUAUUGUUACCUGUACCAAAAAUGCAAAUUUCUGAGCAGGGAAAGCCUUAUUCUACCUUUUGUAAUUCUGCAAUUAGUAAGUGCUACAUUGGACACUUUUAGAAGUGAAGUAUCUAUGGCAAACAAAAGGUUUGGAAGUGUUAAGCAAAUUCCAAUAAUUUCCAGUUCACAAAUAAAAGAAUUCAUAGCCAAUAGAAAGGUAUAUGUAUGUGUAAUGGAAAGCUGAAUGCAGGCACCUCAUUGUGAACUCCUGUUUCCUUACAAAAACAUGUUUAGUAAAUAAGAAAUUAACAUAGGUUGCAAAUUGGGGUGAUGCUGUUUCUACAAACAAUCACAGUAACACAUACAGCAGGAUUUUAAAGUGAUACAUAUCUCUUUUCGUUCAUAUUAGCUUUUCCUUCUAAGCUGGCUAUAGAGGAAAGGAGUUGCUGAAAUACUGCUACACAAAGCAAAGCGACCUUUCAGCCAACUUGUUUGUAUGAAUCUGUCCUGUUUAACUUUUGUUUGAUCUCAUCCGGCUGUUUUCUCUCAACUUUAUUUCUGUAUUUUGACUUAUAUAUUCUUUACUUUGAUACUAGUUUUAUAAAGUUAUUAAAUGUGGCUUGAAUAUUUGUUGAAGUCGGUGCUCCCAGGGUUCAUUUGGCCUCUUUUUUUUUCCCUAACUCUUUUGUUAUUUUUUUUCCCUCAUUUUGCUCAUAUUACAAAAUACCCUGUCAUUAUCAAAAUGUUCUAGUGAUAAUUAACUGGAAAUGUUCAAAGUGGUGGCAUUACUGUCCGCUGGUAUAAAGAUAUCAAGAUCAGUAUACGGGGAUUAUUCUGCCACAAGAAGUGUAUCACUCUUUAAAUAAAACAUUUAUGAUUUUUGGUCCUCUAAAUACUUUGGGCCUGAUUUCAAGAAGCAACCAUCCAGAGUCACCUUUCCAAAUUACAUCCUCGGCGCAAACCAGUCCCUCUGUAGAAACAU
Melopsittacus undulatus (budgerigar) is the source of this 4863-nucleotide messenger RNA. RefSeq names its product Fas associated factor 1 (gene FAF1). NCBI's taxonomy places the organism in Eukaryota, Metazoa, Chordata, Aves, Psittaciformes, Psittaculidae. The record is from RefSeq and is a predicted model, not a curated record. The coding region runs from base 400 to 2352 and encodes 650 amino acids. The transcript is spliced from 19 exons. Gene Ontology annotation, cellular component: endoplasmic reticulum; nucleus. Gene Ontology annotation, molecular function: NF-kappaB binding; ubiquitin binding.